Molecule: messenger RNA, 2640 nt
Organism: Symbiodinium necroappetens
Lineage: Eukaryota; Dinophyceae; Suessiales; Symbiodiniaceae
Source: the annotation of a GenBank genome assembly
AUGAUGGCCUUGAGCACACGGCCCUCUUCGUCCGCGGUCAAGGCUGAGGUGACUCGGAAGUGCACUGGAGCCGUAAGUGCUUGCCGAAGGGAAAGCAGCUGGCAGCUUGCACUGAGCUUGCUGUCACAGGUGGAGGUCUCGCAGGCACAACCGGACGUCAUCAUAUACACCGCAGUAAUCAGCACAUGCGAGAGGGUCAGCAGGUGGCAACAGGCCUUGCGCUUGCUAGACAGGCUGGAGGAACAGGAGCUGGAACCAGAUCUGAUCGUUUAUAAUGCUGUCAUUUCUGCAUGUGAAAAGGGCGGACAGUGGCAACCUGCUGCGCUGUGCCUUUCAGACAUGCAAGAUGCUUCGGUGCGGAGUGAUGUAAUCACAUAUAACGCAACCAUCAGCUCCCUGGAGAAGGGCAACCAGUGGCAGAAAGCAUUUUCAGUGCUCUCAGACAUUGAACAGAAGAUUCGGCCCGCGGUGAUCACUUACAAUGCUUCUAUCACGGCUUCUGGACGAGGUGGACAGUGGCAAUUAGCAUUGGAAUUAUUGGAUGUCCUCGAAAAGAGGAGCCUGGAAAGGACAGCCGUGUCCUCUAGUUCGGCUGUUUGCUCAUGUGCGAGGGCCGCACAGUGGGAACUGGCCUUAUCUCUGAUGAGCAAGUUCCAAGCACAGGAUCUGCUUGCAAACGCGAUUGUCCUUGGUGCAGCUAUCAGUGCCUGUGAGAACCGUGGGAGGUGGCAGCAUGCCUUAUCUUUGUUAUGCGACAUGCAUCACAAAAGGAUCCCACAGGAUGUGAUUGUCUAUGGGGCCGUCAUCAGUGCAUGUGAGAAAGCCGGGCAAUGGAGCACAGCUCUCGGCCUUCUCUCGGAAUUCCUCAUCAAAGGAGGGCAGCCAGACGUAAUUGCAUUCAAUGCUACCAUCAGUGCAUGUGAGAAGGGAAGCCAGUGGCUCCACGCAGCAACGCUGCUGCAGCAAAUGCAUGACAUCUCAAUUCAAGGAGAUGUAGUAACCAUCAGUGCAGCAAUCAGUGCCUACGAGAAAGGCGGUCGUUGGCAGGACGCUCUAGCAUUGCUGACAUCUGUGCUGGAACACGAUGUCAAGCUGGAUGUAAUUGCCCAUGCUGCGGCCAUCAGUGCUUGUGAGCGGGGCUCAUGUUGGAAAGAGGCCCUGCAUUUGCUAGAAUCCAGUUGUGCGCAGAAGCAGCCAGUCAACGAUGUGGCAUUCGACAUGUCUCUCCGCGCUUGCCAGAAAGGCUCCCAAUGGAGCCACGCCGCAAGGCUCUUGCAGACCCUGCAGGAGGACUACCUCCGAUCUGCGGGCCUGGCCUUUGGCGACCCGUGGCACCUUCGACCGAAGACCAACAAGAAGCAAAAGGUGGAGGAUGCAGACCCAGACUUCGACUUUGUGUUGGACCAUGCACGCAUCGAGUUUGGCCGUGGACGACAUCCAGGUGCUACGCCCGCUCAUGGAGCUCACGUUACCUACAGGAACGGCCGAUGCACAGACUACGAAUCUUCGGGUGCCGCGGGUCCGGUGCUUCUGGCGCUCCUGGCUUUUCUGGCGCUGGGGCUUCUGGGCCGCGGCUUCGCAGCACCGGGAGCCGAUGCCGACUACGAGGCCGCCUUCAAGAAGAGGCUGAAGCAGGUCCGUGACGCGCCAGCUACGCCGGCGCCCAAGAAGGCGCAGAAGGCGAAGAAGUCCGAGCCCUUCCUGAAUGCAGCUUUCUUCGACGGGCGAGCUGUCGAACCAGAGUCCGGCAAGAAUUUCCUGACGAUGCCAGAGUGGAACGUCCUCCUCAAGCUGGUAGGCGUGUUGAUGGUUCUCACGACCGUUGUUUUCGCGUACAAGAUGCCGGUGGUCAACAUCUCAGGCCGCGAGGUUAUCCCUCGGCUCGGGACAGCCAGCGUCAUCACUGCUGCUGUAACCAUCGAGCGGAUGAUCUCCCAGUCCGUGCGCACAUCUUCCGGGCGCCUGCCAGCUGCAACCCUGAGCGACAGGUGGAGCAUCUUCCGCGGAACCAUCGGCAAGCAAGCGGCGCUGAACUUUCUGCAGUUCGGGAUAACACGAGAGAUGAGGCUUGCCUUGGAUCACGUGGUGCCGCCGAGCGUUUCCAUCAUGUUUGCCUGUGGUGCAGUCGGGGUUCCGUUUUCUUCGCUGCAGUACAACUGGACGAUCCAGGACACCUACAGGCACUUCAAGGUGGAGCCUCCAGUCGCUGCAGGCUUUCUGGGCUUCGUUCGGCAGAAUGUGGCCCCCGGAAUCUUUUGGGCCUUUCUGCGUGCUGGAUGCGGCACAGGUGGAAGCCUGUAUUGGGGACCCUCGGUCGCUGAUCAGAUGCAAAACCGAGCGAAGGCAUAUGGACUCCAACUUCCAGGUCCUCUCUGCAGCUUUCUGGCCGGUUUGGCCACUGGUGCCUCUGGCUCCUUGGCGACGCAGUGGAUCCACAACGUUUCGCUUGUGGCGGGCAGGAUGUCAGCGUUGGGCGAGACAACGCAGGCUCCACAUUACACGACUGCGGCGCUCUACAAGGCACGGCGCGAACUCGGAUUGAGCCUCGUCUAUGCUAAUUUCGGCUCACGGAUGGCAAUCAACGCUGUCUCCGUGGCGUUGCUGAACGCGUGCGACAUCUUCAUCGUGCAGCCGGCAUAG